Molecule: messenger RNA, 1428 nt
Organism: Protopolystoma xenopodis
Lineage: Eukaryota; Metazoa; Platyhelminthes; Monogenea; Polystomatidea; Polystomatidae
Source: the annotation of a GenBank genome assembly
AUGCUAGAACCUAUGCUAUCCCUGUCCCUGUCUAUCGGAGCAUCAGAUCCAAGCUUGCACAAACGGCACACCUUGGAGUCCUUUCCGGAUGCCCAAAUUCAGAGUCAACUUACUAGCCAUGGAGGUGGCAGAAUUCAACAAAGCUUAGAUACAUGCAUUUCUAGCUUUACUAAGCCGACCUCCAACGACCCUCCCUCAAAUUCCCCACUCGUCGACGGAUCCACUCUUGACCACCCGUGCUCUUUCAAUACGUCCUUGCCAGAUGUAGGUGUUGACCUAGAUUUCGCUCCUGUUGAACGCGAAGCUGGGAGAACAGCAGGUAUGGUCUCUUUGAGUACAUUGUUCGAUGAUGAAGAUAAUAAUGAUGAUGAUGUUGGUCAUAACGAUGACAGAGCUGGUGACAAGGAUAGACGAAGAAUUUAUAUGCCUGAACUUGGUGCUUGUUGUCUAGCGCGAUCAUAUCUAAGGUCCCGAAGUGCCCGAGUAAGUCGGCAGACUGAAUGGCCUUUGGGACAGAAGGCGGCCCACGAGUGGAGCUUUUUUCCGGUUUUGUUCGUUGACCAACCGAAUGCAACAGCUCUUGGAGCUUCCGGAUGCCAAAUAAAUUCCAGACGACCUACCAGAAUUAAUUUUUCCGGUUGCCGACGCCAUCCGGAAGCCCUAUACUCCUCAGUCUGGAUGCUGCGUGCUGUAUCUGUUGGUGCCCUAAAACUGGCUUGUGGUGAAGAAGAGAGCAAUCAAAUGUGCAAAUCACGGGCAAAUGGAGAUUUAAGGAGUGAGAUAUACUGUGACAUGCAAAAGCGAAAAGACUGCAAUCUAACCUCAUGGGGUGCUGCUAUGUGGUCCGGUGGGCCUCAUUCUCAGCUAUCUUGUUACUCUCGCCAGUCUCACUUGUAUCGACCUUCAGAUAAUAAAGUCAAAUCUCAUGAAAUAUUUGCCACAGGAAUUCGAAAGACUCGAAAAAAAGCGUCCGUAAAAUCCACCCUGCCUGUUGACUCCGAAUGGUCGAGCUCCUGGCCUGUUAACUGGGAAACUACUGUCGCUUCCUUGGGAAAUGGAGGUGAAGGUUUAGUUGUUGGUCGAAAAAUGAGUCUCGGUGACACUCUAGAGCUGAAAGAAAAUGUGUUUAGAGAGAAAACGGUUGUUAAGGAUGGUAAAUCUCCUUCAGCUCAAUAUCCGCAACAUCGACAAGAAGUUGAUAAUAAAAAACAGCAGACAGAUAAUUUGAGAAUAAAGCAGCGAAAGUCUCGUGGUCUGUUAACCCAGCCUUUAGAGAUAGCCACUCGUUUUGUUCGCAAAUUUUUAAUGCCGAAAAGCAAAAAGGGUAGUGCAAAACGUUCAGAGCUCAACAUUUCGACUUAUGUUGAAUCGGGAUCGCUUUGUCCUGUCGUUAUAUCCGAGGUUAGUCAUUUACACCUACUAUUUUGA